AUGAGCUCGAUAUACGACACAUCCUCCUGGGUCGACACCUGGGCUGCUGCUAUCGUCGCUGAGCCGGCCUCACGUGAGACGAUCGCAGCACGUCUCAAGGAUCUUCUCGCGGGCAAAAGCAUCGGGGGCGUCCCAGGCAUCCUUGCUUCACAGAAGCCUAAAGACAUGCUCUCCCAGUUUGUCCGCACAGCACAGUGGGACUUCAAGCCCGCGGCACUCGACGACGUCUGGCACGCCGUAUUCGACAUUGCCAAGGGCCAUGGAUGGACAGAGCACUUCCGCGACGAGACGUACUACUGGACGGAGCAAUACCUACUCAACGUCGCCUGGGACGCCCUCUCCGACGACGAAGACUCAGACGAAGGAGGCGAAGAAUAUGACAACUCCUGGAUCACUUGUGCCAUGGGCGCCGCUCGCCUCUUUUCCCUCGGCUAUGGCUACUCCGCCUUUGCCUGGAAUGCACUCCUCGAUGGGUUAGGGCUCGGUGGGGAGGAGCGAAACUCUGACAGCAUGCGGAUUGGUGCAUGCGCACAGCUCCUAGGCGCUGGGCGAAGAAUCAAGCUUCACCUUCUCGGAGGCGGCGAGGAGCGCCACACACCCGGGUUUGCGGGCCGGCAUUUGGACGCGCAGCCAAAGGAGAAGAGGGCCGAUUGGGAGAAGAAUGGCGCUGAGACGUGGGCGAAUUUCUUAAAGAUGCUGGUAGAUGAGCAGCAAAGGGCAGGCUCGAGAGCUGCUGCACUCUUAAAGGCGAGUUUCGUCGAGCUGUUCAAGUCCUGA
Cyclocybe aegerita is the source of this 777-nucleotide messenger RNA. The record is from the annotation of a GenBank genome assembly. Lineage: Eukaryota; Fungi; Basidiomycota; Agaricomycetes; Agaricales; Hemipholiotaceae.